Molecule: messenger RNA, 1926 nt
Organism: Antrostomus carolinensis (chuck-will's-widow)
Lineage: Eukaryota; Metazoa; Chordata; Aves; Caprimulgiformes; Caprimulgidae
Gene: CCDC174
Product: coiled-coil domain containing 174
Exons: 11
Coding region: 166-1926 (586 amino acids)
Cellular component (GO): nucleus
Source: RefSeq, a predicted model, not a curated record
GAUCUCAAAGCAGAACUCUUCCGAAAGCAAGAACAAUUCAAGAAAGAAAAGCUAUUGAAAGAUGCCGGUGUCUUUGCAAGGCCCAAAACUUCUAAUAAGAAACCAAGCAUCUGGACCAAACAAAACACAGGAGUUGCAAAUCGAGCUGAGAAAGACAUUGAGCAAAUGACAGAAGAGGAGGAUAUGUUGGAUAAAUCAAGGAAGAAACUGGAAGAGAAAGCAAAGCUGUAUGAGAAAAUGACAAAAGGCGACUUUCCAGAUGAAGAAACUGAGGAUUUGUACCUAGUGGAUUUCACUCAGAAGAUCAUAGACAAACAGCACGAAGUACAGGAGCUGCAUCAGAGCGAGGCUGCUAGAAAGACUUUAGAAAAAGAAACAGAUGAUGAGGAAACUCAACCUGAAAUGGAAAUACCACCUCCUGAGGACCCAGACGAAGAAUGGGUUGAUUAUGUUGAUUUCUUGGGCCGAUCGAGACGCUGUAUGAAGAAGGAUUUGCCAAGUCUACUUAAAAUGGAUCAGGAACUUCAAGGGAAAAGACAAGGCCUUGAUGGGAAUACUCUGUUAUCUGAAGACAUGAGGAAAGAACUUCAGAGGCAGCAGUGGGAAAAAGAAGAAGAAGAAGCCCUCAGAAAACCCAUGGGACCCAUACACUAUGAGGACAUUAGAGAAAAUGAGGCCAGACAGCUUGGUGUUGGUUACUUUGCCUUUUCUCGUGACAAAGAACUUAGGAAUAAACAACGAGCAACACUGGAUAUGCUAAGAGAGCAGACACUCGAUCAGAGGACUAAACGUGAACAGUUAAAAGAAAAAAGGAAGGCAGCUCUAGAUGCAAGGCUGUCUAAACUUCGAGCACGGAAGAUUAAGAAGUUAAGAGAAGCUGGAUUAGAGGAAGAGGCAGACAGAUUGGAGAACAGAGAAGUGAAAAGUGUUGCUGACGAACCAGAAGCUCCAAGAGUUACUGCAGCAAGUAGAAAGGUAGAGGUUGUCAUCCAGGAGAGAAGAGAUACAAAGCCUGGUGUGCCUUACGUCCGCGAGUGGGAUAAAGGCAAAGAACUGAUGUUUGGACAAUGGUCAAAGAAACAGGAAGAACUCAGAGAUGAGAGAGAUCCAGAAUUUGCGCCUCCUUCUGAUUACUUCAUGGGACAAAAGAAAGAUGAUAAUUACAGAAGUCGGAAUUUGAACAGUCCUGAAACCUCCUCUGAAAAACUGGAAACGGAGACAGCAGCACAAAAGCAACAGGUGCCAUCAGCACAGGCCACCGGCAGCAGCACUGCAGAUGUGCCACCGUCAGCGCGGGCUCACAACAGCGACGUUCAAGAGGAGUCAGCAUCAACAGCGGCCUGUGGCAGUGACACUCGAGAUGCGCCAUCGUCAUCAGAGGGUGACAGCAGCGAUGAUGAGGAUACACUGCCAUCGGCACAGGCUUAUGGCUACGGUGCUGCAGGCGUGCCGCCGUCGAUGCACGCUUACGGCUAUGGCGCUCCACACCUGCUGUCAUCAGUGCCGGCGUACGGCUAUCGCCCUCGGGAGAUGCCGUUCCCAGUGCAGGCGUACGGCUACGGCGCUCGGGGCAUGCUGCCACCCAUGCAGCCUUACGGCUACGGCCCUCAGGAGGUGCCCUUUGCCAUGCAGGGGUACGGCUACGGCACCCAGGAUGUGCCACCAGGAAUGCAGACCUGUGGCUGUGGCACCCAGGAUGUGCCACCAUCAGUGCCGGCCUGUGGCUGCAGCCGCCAGGAUGUGCCACAAGGAAUGCAGACCUGUGGCUGCAGCACCCAGGAUGUGCCACCAUCAGUGCCGGCCUGUGGCUGCAGCAGCCAGGAUGCAGCGUCUUCGGUGCAGACCAACAGCAGUGACACUCAAAAUCAGGAACCACCUUACCAAAGCUUAGAUGAUAUGUUGUCUUAUUACAGACAAGUGACCUGA